Lotus japonicus is the source of this 1082-nucleotide messenger RNA. RefSeq lists its product as uncharacterized. The coding region runs from base 303 to 902 and encodes 199 amino acids. The record is from RefSeq and is a predicted model, not a curated record. NCBI's taxonomy places the organism in Eukaryota, Viridiplantae, Streptophyta, Magnoliopsida, Fabales, Fabaceae. The transcript is spliced from 7 exons. Gene Ontology annotation, biological process: DNA replication; DNA strand elongation involved in mitotic DNA replication. Gene Ontology annotation, cellular component: GINS complex.
AAAUGAAAGAGGAAAAAAUGCAUAAUUGGCACAUUGUUGAUCCAAAUUUCAACAGUAUUUGAGUUCCCGCGGCGCUCAUAUGAAGCUUCGUUCCCUUGAAUAAUUGGCACAUUGUUGAUCCUUCUUGGUAACCCUUGCUUCGGAGACCAUUGCUUGAAGUGUUGUGUUUCUAAUACCCAAAUUAUAUCGUUUACUGCUUUUGGAGCGGAACCCUAAUUCCCUUUUAUAACCGUCACUCUCAGUCUCACUCUCACUCAAUCGCCCCUCAAGACCCAUUUCAUCUUCCAGUGAAGAUUUGGAACAUGUAUGGGAGAAAAGCUUGCCAACUUGUCAAAGAACUCGCUGGCGGAGAAAAGGGCCAGUUCACGCCGUUUAAUAGUGACUUGUUUGAACAAGUAGUGGCAGAGUGCAGUCAACAUCACCUUGAGCUUCAGUCCUUAAUAAGGAAGAUACAGGACGAAGGUUUGGAUGUCCAAACAGCUAGAAAUGCAGACCACUACGGAGCCCUCAUCCACCAUCUUUCUUUAGUCCGAAAUAAACGUUGCCUAAUGGCCUAUACGUACAAUCGAGCAGAAAAUUUACGGAGCUUGGUAUGGAAGGUAGGACAUGGGCUUCCUCAGGAAAUUGAAGAAAAGAUUUGUCAUUCAGAGAAGGAAUAUUUUAAGAAGCAUUCUUCUGCAUUGAAAUCUUAUAUGUCACAACUGCUGGUUGAUCUCACUGUGGAUAUGGUACCUCCAAAAGAUCCUUGCAUCCAAGUAAGGGUCCUUGAAGACAUAGGAGAAGGCAUUGUACUUAGUGAUGAUAAGACUUACAAUUUGGCCUUACAAUCAAUACACCUUCUGAAACGAACUGAUGCAGAGCAAUUUAUCGCAAGGGGCUUAAUGGAGGAGAUCACGGAUUGACCUGCUAGGCUUUUACCUGGAAGAAAUGUAAACUAGAGAGCUAUUUGUGAGCUUGAUGUGAAUUAUGUUAAGAUUAAUUGUUAUAUUUGUAAUAAUUUUGCCUGUUCUGCUUAAAAAAUUUGAACCAUAGGAUCGUUUGUGAUUUUUUGUUUUUAAAUAAAAGGUGCUAUUUAAUUUAAA